Molecule: messenger RNA, 468 nt
Organism: Guillardia theta CCMP2712
Lineage: Eukaryota; Cryptophyceae; Pyrenomonadales; Geminigeraceae
Exons: 4
Coding region: 1-468 (155 amino acids)
Molecular function (GO): endopeptidase activity; protein binding
Source: RefSeq, a predicted model, not a curated record
AUGUAUCAGCGAGGAAAGCAUGAUUUCCAGCGCAAGGAAACGAAGCAUCAACCAGAGUUCAGCGCCAUAGGAUCCCAUUCACCAAGAUUAUCGAACUUGCAGGAUUCUCCGAGGAUACAAGACCUUCAGAUGCACUCUCCCCGCGACAACGUUGGUGUCGGCAUCAUCUUCGAUGCAGGCACAGAUGGCAAGGGGCCAGAUGGCAUCGGCCUAUGUGUCAACGGGCUGAGCCCGGACGGGCCAGCCGAUCAGUGCAAGUCCAUCCACAUCGGCGACGUUCUUGUAGAGAUUGAUGGAGUUGACGUGCAGGGGAAGACAGCGGGAGAAAUCUCUUCGUUGAUCUUGGGGCGUCCGGGGAGUUCUGUGCAUCUCAAGUUCUUCUCUCGCGGAAGAUUUGAUCGUCCAUAUCAUGUCACUAUGGAGCGCAAGCGGACAGUCAACAGGCGUUUGAAAUUGCCGCAUGACUGA